Molecule: messenger RNA, 2144 nt
Organism: Ixodes scapularis (black-legged tick)
Lineage: Eukaryota; Metazoa; Arthropoda; Arachnida; Ixodida; Ixodidae
Product: F-box/LRR-repeat protein 4
Exons: 14
Coding region: 101-1642 (513 amino acids)
Biological process (GO): SCF-dependent proteasomal ubiquitin-dependent protein catabolic process
Cellular component (GO): SCF ubiquitin ligase complex
Molecular function (GO): protein binding
Source: RefSeq, a predicted model, not a curated record
ACAGUUGGUCGACUCGAGUCAGUCUCAGGUCGUGUUUGUGAUGUCGGUGGUGGUCGGUGAUGUUCGUGCUGGAGUCAGUGUCUAAUUGUUUUAACGAGUGAUGCUGUGCGAGAUCGAAGUUCCUGUGAGCUUUCAAAAUGUAUCCGAGGUCACCGGAUUCAGUUGUCAGUACGGAAGCUAUAACAGCAUAUCGUAUGUAGCUGUCAACGUCGUUGGAAGUCCUCAAGUGUACCCGGAGUACGGGGACUUCGCCGAGACCUUUUCUACGCGAUCCUACGGACCGUGGUGGUUGGAACAGUCCUUAUCAUACAGACAUUUCGUGGUACCACUUCCAAAAGGCAGGGUAGUAAGAAGCCUGGACUAUUUAGAAGUUGGAUUUGACUAUGAAAUGUACCCCAAAGACAUCAAGGUCUAUGAAACUUACAACCCAGGAAGCAUAGUCAGAAUCCUGGCCUUGGACAGCAUUAAGAAGAGGUGGAAAGAAAUAUGGGCUGGAAGGCCAACAAAGGGGUCUGAAGGUUCCGUCAUAUUUAAGCCAUCACUCACUGGUGCUACAUUCCCAACCAGAUCCCUCCGAUUGGAGUUCAACCAGGCUCAUCUGGACUAUUAUGCACAGAUUGACGCCGUUUUAUUAGGAGGCACAUGGGGGUGCACGGAGCAGCGCAUCUGCUGGAGUGAUCGCGCAAAUGCAAAUCAUCCUUUGCCGAGCCCCAAAACCUGCAGUCCUUCACCAUCGGGAUUUCACACGCUUCCACAUGAGCUCUUGGCAUUCAUCUUUAGCUACCUUGACCUGCUGUCAUUGUGCAGGCUAGCCGCAACUUGUAAGCUUUUCCGGAGGGUCUGCUAUGACAGGAUCUUCUAUCAGUCUCUCGACCUGCAGCCCUAUUGGGAAAAGGUGGAUGACGAGGCUCUCGAAGCACUUCAAGGCCGUUCUGUGAUGUUGGAGAAACUUAAUUUGUCUUGGUGCGGUGCCAACGGAUCCGUGACGAUGGAAGCUUUUGUCAGGUUUAUGGAGCUGAGGGGGGAGUUUCUCCACUGCCUCUGCCUCUCGUGCUGCCCAUUUGUGGACAACGAGUGCCUCAAGGUAAUUGCUGACGAAUGCGUCAACCUGAAAGAGCUGGACCUGAGGGGGUGCUGCAACCCCCUGCUCAACAGGCUCGGCUUUCUGCAGAUCUCCCACCUCUCUAAGCUCACGUGGCUCGACCUGUACCGCACUGAGAUCGAGAUGUUCUCCCUCAUCUCAAUCGUGAGGAGCUGCUCAAAUCUUGAUCAUCUCUGCCUUGGCAGUUGCCCCAUUGUGAACAACUAUGACGACAUUGCAUUGGAGUUGGGGACGUACCUGAGGGGCAUCAGAAGCCUGGACCUGUUUCGUGCAAGGACACUGUCCGCCGUAGGAGUGAAUCUUUUGGCCAGGUCUUGUCAUCGCCUUGUAAGCCUGGACUUGGGAUGGUGUACAAGCGUAGAGUCUGGAUGCAUCCCGGAGCUAGUGAGGGAGUGUCCGAAUCUGAGGAGGCUUCUCUUCACUGCCAUUCGGGUGGUUUGCGACGCAGAUCUCUUUGCAAUUGCAAACUACUGCAAGCAUCUAGAGCAGUUAGAUAUCUUGGGCUCCUCUGAAGCAACCGCUGCUGGAGUGUUGCGGUGAGUCGGCGGAAAGGGUAUCAUUUACUAUAUCUGCUCGUACGUGACGAUCCAAAAUAUGAGCCUGCUUGUUGGUAAGAAUGCUCGAGCUUUGAUUUGCGGUGCGUUUUAUUAUGCAGUGUGUGUUGCAGUUGUGAAGACUUUGGUCUUCUUGUUCUUUAACGUUUAUUUUUCAUCACAUUUCUCAGUGUAACGAUAGUAAUCUUGUUUUGCAUCUAGAAGCAACUCUUCAUUCUAUGUAGUGCACAAUUGUGUCGAAUGAUGCAGGAUUGUAAAAAUGGAGGGCCACUGCACAACUAAUCUUGCCUUACCAAACUUGCGAAUCUACUAUGCAGUCUUUUGUCCCACCAUUGUGGUAGAUACCCAAGUAUAGUUUGUAGCACAUUGAUAACAUAAUUAACUUAAUUAGGUAUGGUAUGAAUUUAAAAACACAUUGAGGGCGCAGGCGAGCUGGUGUAAGUUUACCAUUAUGUUAAAACGCGUGAGACUGGGUGUGAGCAAAACCU